AUCUUUGGAUCUUUUCUUCUCAUUCUUUUUGAAAACCGUGUCGGUUGCUGUUUGGAGUGGAGAUAAGGAAGACGUGAAAGGCACCAUGACGGCCAUUCGAUCAGCUUCUCUGCUACUAGUCUGCCUUGCUCUUCUUUCUCUCCGAGGAUCGGAUGCUCUCUUUGUCCAGCCUCGCUAUCGAGUCAAGUCUUAUCCUGCCUUGAAAUUGGCAAUUGCCGAUCGCCUUGGCAUUCCCUACAAGAGCGUCGCAUACGAUGCUGGAAAGCAAGCAUCUUUGCCUAGCUUUGCCCUUUCUCUCGAUGCCAAAUUUGGUGCUCUGGAUGAGGCGUCGUUUAAUGCUCUCCAGAAGUCUUAUUGUGCUUGGUCUGAAACAAAGUCAAAGGUCAAGUGGAAGGAGGGACGAAAGUAUCGGCUCUUGGACUUUUUGCCACCACUGCCUCAAGCCGUAUCGGGCCUCUACUUUCAGUCCUCUCGGACCAAACAACGAGGCCUUCCUUCCUUUGUGGGAGGACCCGAUGAAAGAGUCAAGCGAUAUACGGAUCAAGAAGUGCUCUUGACAUCGAAUUGUUGGGGAUUCGCCUGGGAACUCUUGUUCCAAGCCGAUAAUGCCGAUACUUCGGCCAUGACCAUCUCUACCGCGGAUCCUACCAGUGCGUGGAGGGAAUUCACGGGCCCGGGCUUUGACUUGAUACAGAGUUCAAGGACGCAACCAAAACUGCUCAAAGACGGCAAUCUGCGAAAUCGAAAACUCAAGGGAGGAGACGUUUUGCUCGUGUGGCAUGAGAAUCCAUCCACAGCCUCCGGGGAAGAUCUCUAUCUGGAUCAUGUUGCUACAGUCAUUGACGACGAUGUCUAUUUCGAGAAAUCAGGCAGUGGAGACAGAGUGCCAUUCCGAGUCAACACGUGGGAUGGUCUGGUAGCCAAUUUUCCACCGUCCGUGUUCUUUUGGGAAUGGCGACGCCUUGUGAGGAACAAUCCACUCUCUCCCACUGCUAUUUACGGAAGUCCCCAGACCAGAUUGCGACCAGCUACCGAAGUCUUUGGGAUUGAUGCACAAGUUGCAUCCUCCAGUAAUACCGGUAGCUACGCGGAUCGGUUCCUCAAGGACAGAUUCUCCAUCCUUUCCAAGCUUCGACCUAGUGUACAACAAAGCCUGAGUCUCCAGGCUGAUACAGGAGAGGGAGGAGUGAUCGAGGCACAAACCUACACGGGGAUUCUUGUUUUGGAAGACUUGGUCUUUGACAAGGCAACUGGCCGGGCAUCACUUCCCAGCAGUGCCUUUGUCCCAGAGUGGUACAUGAAGGCGUUAAAAAUGAUGUCAAAGAAUCCUUACACCUGAUGAUACGGUAAUAUGAAACAAGGAGAAAUUACAAACUACCUUAUAUUACCAAAUCAACUACAGUACCUUGACAAUACUACUACGGUAUCACAUCACCCAACAAUCUUCAGAAUUUCUCAAGUUUUGAACCUCCACCUUUUGCUGCCUUCAAUGUCAACAAAUGACUUCCAAGGCCAUCUCUUCAUUGCUCACAACAGCAUCUUGGCUUGGCUUGAACUCCAAUCCACUCUGAUAGAACAUAUAUACAUACAUGCACCAAGUAAGUUGGUUGAGUACUUGUCUAAAAACGCACAUUACUUAUGGACAACACUUAUGGUAAGGUACUGGGUUAUCUUGCUGUAACAAAAUGUAAAAUAUAAAAUGGUGACUCUGGAAUGACAAUUGGCAGAAAUGGGCGCUGUAAUGAUGAUGAAACGAUGCUUGUGUUUGUAUUG
Molecule: messenger RNA, 1773 nt
Organism: Seminavis robusta
Lineage: Eukaryota; Bacillariophyta; Bacillariophyceae; Naviculales; Naviculaceae
Source: the annotation of a GenBank genome assembly